AUGCUCUUCUUCAGUUUCUUCAAAACCCUCACCAAUCAGACCGUCACCAUCGAGCUGAAAAACGACAUCCGCAUCCGCGGCACCCUCAAAUCCGUCGACCAAUACCUGAACAUCAAGCUCGACAAUGUCGAUGUCCUCGACCUGGACAAAUAUCCGCACCUGUCGUCGGUCAAGAACAUGUUCAUUCGGGGUAGUGUGGUGCGCUAUGUGAUGUUGCCGCGGUCGGAGGUGGAUAUUGGACUGUUGGAGGAUGCGACGAGGAGGGAAGCUGCGAACCAGGCUGGGAAGGCCAAAUAA
Messenger RNA from Aspergillus brunneoviolaceus CBS 621.78, 297 nucleotides. RefSeq names its product Sm-like protein LSM2. The transcript has 3 exons. Bases 1 to 297 code for a protein of 98 amino acids. The record is from RefSeq and is a predicted model, not a curated record. Gene Ontology annotation, cellular component: Lsm1-7-Pat1 complex; catalytic step 2 spliceosome; U6 snRNP. NCBI's taxonomy places the organism in Eukaryota, Fungi, Ascomycota, Eurotiomycetes, Eurotiales, Aspergillaceae. Gene Ontology annotation, molecular function: RNA binding. Gene Ontology annotation, biological process: mRNA splicing, via spliceosome.